AUGGAACCCAUCUCUGUGCCGAUGAACCACAGCAAAGAAGAAGAGGAGGCGAUGAAGCCUAUCACAGAGAAGUCUGUAACAGAAGGAGAACAAAAGCUGGAAUGGGGUACUACCGCAAUGACUGAAUAUUUAUUUGCACCCUUCGUACAACCAUCAGGAGACAAAAGAAAACAAUGCUCUGAUUCAUCAAGCGAUGAUGACAGUGAGGGUGAUGAAGAGGAGAAAAAAAAUGAGGCAAAAUGGCUUCGCACACAUAGAGCCAAACGUUCUUCCCAAAAGGAAUGCUGCGAUCCCCUAUUAGAAGUAUACAAGAAUACGUUGCUCAAAGAAAUUGAGAUGAAAGAAAAAAAGCUCAUAAUGAUCAUUUGGGGGAAGAAAAGAAAACAGAGAAUUUUUGUACCCCAGCUUAAGAGGGAACUGAAUGUAUUAAACAAAAUGUAUCAGAAGUUGUUCAAGUAA
Nezara viridula (southern green stink bug) is the source of this 459-nucleotide messenger RNA. Lineage: Eukaryota; Metazoa; Arthropoda; Insecta; Hemiptera; Pentatomidae. The record is from the annotation of a GenBank genome assembly.